AUGCGGCCUACCACACUCACUCGCGUUCAAGUUGCUGGCUUGAACAGGCUAAAAGCCUACCCAAGCAAUGGAGUCACCCGGCGCUUCUUGACUAUGUUACAGCCACCGAAGUUUGUAAAUGAAAAGCCUCUUGAAUAUGGGAAGAACUCUCCCGAGAGAGCCAGACUUACCAAGGCCAUUCAAAAAAUCAAGAGUGAAUUCCCUGUCACAAUUCCAAUCAAGAUCAAUGGAUCAGAGGUUCAGACAACCCAAUCUCGAUCUCAACUCAACCCCUCCAAACACAGCGAGGUCGUGGCUAAUUAUGCUUCUGCAAACCCCGACCAAGUCAACAAAGCUAUCGACGCCGCUCUGAAGGCCAAGCCCGCAUGGGAGGCUACACCUUUUGAGGACCGGGCAGCUAUCUUUCUCCGUGCCUCUGAACUCAUCACUGGCAAAUUCCGCUAUGAUAUAGUCGCAGCAACAAUGCUUGGGCAGGGCAAGAACAUAUGGCAGGCGGAGAUUGAUGCUGCGGCCGAGACGGUUGACUUUUUUCGUCAUUACAUUCAGGAAGCAUGGGCGCUUUUUUCACAGCAGCCGAAGGUCCAGCCCGAUGGAACCUGGAAUAAAAUGGAAUACCGACCUUUGGAAGGAUUUACAUAUGCUAUCGCGCCUUUCAACUUCACUGCUCUCGGUGCCACUUUGAUUGGACCAGCAGCUUUACUGGGAAAUGUCGUUAUCUGGAAGCCAUCUGACUCUGCAUUGCAUGCGAGCUGGCUGCUUCACAAUAUCCUCAUUGAGGCUGGACUACCGAAGGAUGUGGUUCAGUUCAUCCCAGGUGAUGCGGAGGAAGUCACAAAUACAGUUCUGAAAAGACCAGAAUUCAGUGCUUUGACAUUUAUCGGUGCUACUGCUACGUUCAAGGGUAUUCAAAAGAAGAUUGGCGACGGUAUUGGUCAGGGGAUUUACAAUUCAUACCCUCGUGUGGUUGGCGAGACUGGCGGCAAGAACUGGGGAAUUGUGCACCCUACAGCCGAUGUCAGAAGUGCGGCACUGAACACAAUUCGGGCAGCCUUCGAGUACCAAGGGCAGAAGUGCUCUGCGAACUCUCGAGUCUACGUCGCUGAAUCUGUUUGGCCUGAGUUCAAAGAGGUUCUGACACAGCAAACGAACGCUCUUAAGAUUGGCAACGUUGAGAAUUAUGAGAACUUUAUCAACCCAGUUAUCCAUGAGAGAUCAUUUGAUAAGUUGGAUACCUUCAUUGUGGACGCGAAGACAGACUCUGAAUUGGAACUGAUUGUUGGUGGUAAAACUUCCAAGGGUGACGGAUACUUUGUACACCCAACAGUAUACCGCACAUCCAACCCCCACCACCGUAUCAUGUCUGAAGAGCUUUUCGGACCUGUUCUGGGAAUUUAUGUGUACCCUGACGCUGAAUGGGAACAGACUCUUAAUCUCGUGGAUACUACAUCACGCUAUGCUCUCACUGGGAGCAUUUUCGCAAAAGAUCCUUACGUGAGUCGACAGGCACAAACAAUUCUGAAGCAUGCCGCUGGUAUGCUAUACCUCAACACAAAGUGUACUGGAUCUACUGUGGCACAGCAACCAUUUGGCGGUAGUCGUGACUCGGGAACAAACGAUAAGACUGGCACUAUGGCUCAUCUUCAGAGAUUCGUCAGUACGCGGACAAUCAAGGAAGAGUUUGUUCCACUGGAAAAAGUUGAAUACCCAUCGAAUGAAGUUUAA
This is a messenger RNA of Penicillium angulare, 1722 nucleotides long. Its product is annotated as L-glutamate gamma-semialdehyde dehydrogenase. Gene Ontology annotation, cellular component: mitochondrial matrix. Gene Ontology annotation, molecular function: L-glutamate gamma-semialdehyde dehydrogenase (NAD+) activity. The coding region runs from base 1 to 1722 and encodes 573 amino acids. The record is from RefSeq and is a predicted model, not a curated record. NCBI's taxonomy places the organism in Eukaryota, Fungi, Ascomycota, Eurotiomycetes, Eurotiales, Aspergillaceae. The transcript has 3 exons.